Messenger RNA from Anopheles darlingi, 1319 nucleotides. RefSeq names its product dual specificity mitogen-activated protein kinase kinase 6 (gene lic). The coding region runs from base 124 to 1251 and encodes 375 amino acids. The record is from RefSeq and is a predicted model, not a curated record. The transcript has 2 exons. Gene Ontology annotation, molecular function: ATP binding; MAP kinase kinase activity. Gene Ontology annotation, biological process: protein phosphorylation; stress-activated MAPK cascade. NCBI's taxonomy places the organism in Eukaryota, Metazoa, Arthropoda, Insecta, Diptera, Culicidae.
CUUUAACUCAAACUGAACUGUGCUAAUAAUUAUUGUCUCCAAUUUGCUGCAUCCUUGUCAACAGAACUAGGUCGCUGGUAAUUACUCCGAGCUCAACUUCGGUUUUCACUACGCAUCGGUACGAUGGCUUCCCGGAGAAUCAAGCCGGGAUUAAAGGUGAAGCUGGAUGGACCGGGCAGCAGCAACAGUGCGGCGGACAGUACUGAUAAGAGUACGCCGAGAAACUUGGAUAAAAGAGGGACGCUGACCGUGGGUGAGCGAUCGUUCGUGGUGGAAGCGGAUCAUUUGCGCAAACUGGCCGACCUUGGUCGCGGGGCCUAUGGAAUCGUCGAAAAGAUGCUGCACCAACCAUCCGGCACAGUGAUGGCGGUAAAACGAAUUACGGUCACAAGCGGCAUUGGUGUAGCUGGUGGCGGUGGCGGCGGCGGCGUACAGUCGCAAGAGCAGAAGCGAUUGCUUAUGGAUCUAGACGUGUCGAUGCGCGCCAGCGACUGCCGGCACACAGUUCAGUUUUACGGUGCUCUGUUCCGCGAAGGUGAUGUCUGGAUUUGCAUGGAAGUGAUGGACACCAGCGUAGAUAAGUUUUAUCCCGUAGUGUACAAACGACCUGGCCGAACUAUUCCGGAAGCCAUUCUGGCACGCAUUGCGCUGGCAAUCGUUCGCGCUUUACAUUACUUACACACGGAGCUGCGAGUCAUUCACCGGGAUGUGAAGCCGUCGAAUGUUCUUAUGAAUCGUCACGGGGACGUGAAAAUGUGCGAUUUUGGCAUAUCUGGCUAUCUCGUCGACUCCGUGGCGAAAACGAUCGACGCAGGCUGCAAACCAUACAUGGCACCCGAGCGAAUUGAUCCGGCCAGCUGCAGCCGAACUGCCGGCUACGAUAUUAGGUCCGACGUUUGGUCGUUGGGUAUCACAAUGGUAGAGAUUGCAACAGGCCGCUUUCCCUACGCUACCUGGCGGACACCGUUCGAACAGCUGAAGCAGGUCGUUACGGAUGAGCCACCGCGACUGCCCAAAGUGACCACUGCCGGAAGCGAGCCGUUCUCAGCCGAAUUUCACAACUUCAUCGAUCAAUGCUUGAAGAAACAUUACCAAGAUCGUGCCAAUUACGAACAACUGCUCGCCAUGGACUUUGUGAAGCGUUACGACGACGACAACAUGAAUGGCGACACAAGUGAAAUGGCACGGUACAUAUGCAUGAUUCUGGACGAAACCGAUGCAAUAGCUGACAAUAGCGUUAGCCAACCCUAGUAAGGCUCACAAUUGGAUUUAUCGAUGAAUAAUCUAAAAAUAAAAAGGGGGUAACUGUUUUGAUUGCA